UUCCUCCAGUACUGAAAUUAAGCAGCAUCCAACCUAGGCCUACUCUUAUGACAUGUGACUUGACUUGACUGUUUUUCGUUUUUGUUGAAAGAUUCAUUAACAGUUAGAAGUUGAUAAAAGUUCCAAUAACAAGUCGGCACUGAGAGAAAGGAUAACACUGUAAUAUGCAGAAAACUACAAAUUCUGAUACCCCUGUGGAAACACUGAAUCCCACGCGCCAAGGCACUGGAGCUGUGCAAAUGAGAAUCAAAAAUGCCAACAGCCACCAUGACAGGCUGAGCCAAAGUAAAUCUAUGAUCCUUACCGACGUUGGGAAGGUCACUGAACCUAUAUCCCGGCACAGAAGAAAUCAUUCACAGCAUGUCUUGAAAGAUGUCAUUCCUCCAUUGGAACAAUUGAUGGUUGAAAAAGAAGGUUAUCUUCAAAAAGCUAAAAUUGCAGAUGGAGGAAAGAAACUAAGGAAAAACUGGUCUACUUCCUGGAUUGUUCUUUCUAGUCGGAAAAUUGAAUUUUACAAGGAGUCCAAGCAGCAGGCGCUGUCUAACGUGAAAGCUGGGAACAAACCAGAAAGUGUGGAUUUGUGUGGGGCACAUAUUGAGUGGGCCAAGGAAAAAUCAAGCAGAAAGAAUGUCUUUCAGAUCACAACUUUAUCAGGAAAUGAGUUCCUUCUGCAGUCAGAUAUUGACUUCAUCAUAUUGGAUUGGUUCCACGCUAUCAAAAAUGCAAUUGACAGACUGCCCAAGGAUCCAAGUAGUCAUUCAAGAAACCUGGAAUUAUUUAAAAUCCAGAGAUCCUCCAGUACUGAACUACUAAGUCACUAUGAUAGUGAUAUAAAAGAACAGAAACCAGAGCACAGAAAAUCUUUAAUGUUCAGACUGCAUCACAGUGCUUCUGAUACAAGUGACAAAAACCGAGUUAAAAGCAGAUUAAAGAAGUUUAUUACCCGAAGACCUUCCCUGAAAACUCUGCAAGAAAAAGGACUUAUUAAAGAUCAAAUUUUUGGCUCUCAUCUGCACACACUGUGUGAACGUGAAAAUUCCACAGUUCCACGGUUUGUAAAGCAGUGCAUUGAAGCUGUCGAAAAAAGAGGUCUAGAUGUUGAUGGAAUAUAUCGAGUUAGUGGCAAUCUGGCAACAAUACAGAAGUUAAGAUUUAUUGUCAACCAAGAAGAGAAGCUGAAUUUGGACGACAGCCAGUGGGAGGACAUCCACGUUGUCACCGGAGCACUGAAGAUGUUUUUCCGGGACUUGCCUGAGCCGCUCUUCCCUUACAGUUUCUUUGAGCAGUUUGUGGAGGCGAUCAAAAAGCAAGACAACAACACAAGAAUCGAAGCUAUAAAGUCUCUUGUACAAAAACUCCCUCCACCAAAUCGUGACACCAUGAAGGUCCUCUUUGGACACCUAACUAAGAUAGUGGCCAGAGCAUCCAAGAACCUCAUGUCCACUCAAAGCCUAGGGAUUGUGUUUGGACCCACCCUUCUGCGAGCCGAAAACGAGUCGGGGAACAUGGCGGUGCACAUGGUGUACCAGAAUCAGAUCGCUGAGCUGAUGCUGAGCGAAUACGACAGGAUCUUCAGCUGACUGACAGACACGGCGAGCUACUGAGUGCGCUCACAUCUGUCUCGAUGCCUAAUAUUUUUACAUUUCUGUAAACAUAUUUCUGAAAUAUUUUUUUCCUUUCAAGCGACAGAUGCCUCAUUUUGUGAAAACUUAAUGACGAUUUUGUGUUUAAGUUCCAAACAUUUGAAUAAAAUAGUUGACAAUA
Molecule: messenger RNA, 1764 nt
Organism: Dama dama (fallow deer)
Lineage: Eukaryota; Metazoa; Chordata; Mammalia; Artiodactyla; Cervidae
Gene: ARHGAP15
Product: Rho GTPase activating protein 15
Exons: 14
Coding region: 165-1580 (471 amino acids)
Biological process (GO): regulation of GTPase activity; signal transduction
Cellular component (GO): cytoplasm
Source: RefSeq, a predicted model, not a curated record